AUGGAAUCAGUUCGAAUUUUAAUGCAACUCUCUAUGCAAUAUGACCUCAUUUUACAUCAAAUGGAUGUUAAAAGUGCUUAUCUACAUGGACCAUUCCUUGGUAUUCAAUUCAAAUCAACUAGUUGUUAUAUCACUAUGAAUCAAUCAGAUUACUUGCAAAAUGUUCUACAAAAAUUCGGUUUUGACAAUUGCAAACCAAGAUCAACCCCAUGUAAGCAAGUUCCCAAUUCAUACCAUAAUCAAGAAUCGAUAAAAUCGAACGAUUCAGAGAUAAAGCUAUAUCGACAAAUGGUUGGAAGUCUUCUUUACGCAAUGACAUGUACGAGACCAGAUUUGAGCUAUGUUGUUACAUGA
Hydra vulgaris (swiftwater hydra) is the source of this 354-nucleotide messenger RNA. Lineage: Eukaryota; Metazoa; Cnidaria; Hydrozoa; Anthoathecata; Hydridae. The record is from RefSeq and is a predicted model, not a curated record.